AUGGGAUGUGCUCGUUCGCAUUUUACACUUACGCCUUUACCAACGGGUCAAGUGUUAGCAGUUGGGGAAAAAGGUCCUGCAAUAGACGAAUGUCCACGUGUCAGUGAACUCUACAAUUCAACAACUAAUCAAUGGAUAAGUACUCUUCUACUGAAUACGGGUCGUCAUAAGCACAACGCUGUUCUCAUUAACAAUGGUGUAUUGGUUUUAGGUGGUUCUGUGGAUGAUGAUACUUAUCAAUACGCUUGUGAGAGAUAUGAUCUAUAA
This is a messenger RNA of Adineta steineri, 267 nucleotides long. The record is from the annotation of a GenBank genome assembly. NCBI's taxonomy places the organism in Eukaryota, Metazoa, Rotifera, Eurotatoria, Adinetida, Adinetidae.